CGGACUAGUUGAGAAGAAGAAGAAGAAGACUUUUUUCUGCAACCCCUUCAAAAAUUUUCACCAUGCUUGUGUGACAAAAAAGCGCAAUUUUCCCACAGAUACUUGUGCAGUGCGUGCGUGAGUGUGUAAAAAAUGCGGCACUCAGUGCCGUGAAUGGUGUAACAUUGGAACAUUGGACACCUGAGCAGUGUUUAGUGGAACUGAGUGAUAAUCCUAUUGCCCCCAAAUGGUGUGCGACAUCGUCAGUGCGGCACUCCGCGAGUCACUUUCAUCCGCCAAGGCGGCGGAACGGGCUGACCGUAAUCUCCAGACGCAGCUCGUUAGUACGACAAAGCGAAUUUUUCUCACAAAAAUUGAAUACGAAGACGUGGACAGUACCCACAGCACUUGUGACGCCCUCAAAUCCAAAUAUAUUGUCUUCAAACCAACUUCCGGCAUUAUUUCCGGUACCACUGCUGAGGAUAAAAUGCCUGGUGUGUCAGCAGCCGGCUCCUGCUCGACACAAAAUGGCACAACUGCAGUGAAUGGCAGCAACAGCAAGGAUGCUCAGUUGCCAGCACCCAAACGUGUCCUUUUUUCCCGCGACAGCGUACAGGUGGGCUGGCGGGCGAGUGGACGAAAAUGGCAGGUGGGCGCCGGGUUGAUAAACAUGGGUAACACGUGCUACCUCAAUUCGACGCUGCAGGCUCUCUUCCACGUGCCCGCCAUUGCAAAUUGGCUCAUGGCCGACGAUGCGCACCGGGAAUCAUGCGAAGAUUCCGGCGGUGGGCAGGGUGGUUGUAUAAAUUGCGCAAUGGCCCGUACACUCAUCUCGUCGCAAACAAACCAAUCCCCCAUUAAGCCGUGGCUGAUUCACUCAAAACUCCGGCUGGUGUGUAAGCACUUCUUCCCGGGGCGUCAGGAGGAUGCGCAUGAGUUCCUGCGGUACCUCGUGGAGGCCAUGGAGAAGGCAUACCUGGCACGUGUGAAGAAUAGCCGUGAUUUGGAUCAGUACAGCAAGGAGACGACGCCUCUCAAUCAAAUUCUCGGUGGCUACCUACGGUCCACUGUGCGCUGCCUGGCGUGUGGGCACGUCUCGACGACGUUCCAGCACUUUGAGGAUCUCCUGUUGGACAUUAGGAAAGCCAAUACGGUGGAAGAGGCCCUCGGGGGGUACUUCGCGCGUGAACGUCUCGAGGAUAUGGGCUACAAAUGUGAGGCGUGCAAGAAGAAAACGUCCGCUACGAAGCAAUUCAGCCUCGAACGUGCCCCCGUGGCGUUGUGUAUUCAACUAAAACGCUUCUCCAUGGCCGGCACGAAGCUCAAUAAACACGUGGCUAUACGAUCAAAGCUCGAUCUAACCCCCUAUGCGUCAGGGCGUGCAUCUGGGGCGCCUCUUGUCUACCGUCUCGUUGCAAUGGUGACGCAUUUGGGUGCUUCGCAGAAUUGUGGGCACUACACGGCUAUUGGGCUGACGGAAACGGGCAAUUACUACCACUUUGACGAUAGCACGGUACGGCCAAUUAGCGUGCAGAAUGUCCUCCAGACAAAUGCCUACAUUAUCUUCUACGAACUGGAAGAUGGUGCCCCUGCAAAAGCCCAUCAACCACCACCCCCAAGUACAGCUACGAGCGCCAGUGCACGCGAAGAGGUGCGCAGCAAUGGGGAGAUGUCAAAUGGAAUCACCACAAAUGGGGCAAAAGACACAUCAUCCCCAAUGCGACACAUUGAGCAUCAGCCAGAGACAAAAUCUCCCUUCAUUGGACCCCUUUUGCCGGCUGAAGAGAAGACGCCGGAGAAGAAGGUAACCCUCAAUGGGGAUGCAAAUCAGAAGAUUACCUUCAGCAUUACACCACCGAGUAGUAGGGCGACAGUCCUUCAGGCACAGAGCACCAGCCCCGUAGCACGUCCCAUUUCCUCCAGUAAACUCGUCACAGUGGCAAAGAAGAUGACCUUCAAUGGUAGCUCAAAUGGUAUUGCAGCAGCUCCAAAGAGAUUCACUCCACUUAUCCUCACGAAUAAGAGCAACAAUUCAGCGGAUAAGGGCGCAGAGGGAAAGUCCGUGGAGCAGGCAAUGAUACCACCAGCGGCGAAAAAGAUGAAACUGCCGCCAUCGCUUCAGCCCAAACCCAAAAGUCUCGUCCCCUAUGAAUCGGACGAUGAGUCGAAUCCAUCGGAAAAUGAUGAACCAGUCAUACUGAAGACACCAACAGGUGUGUGGCAGGUUACACCAAUGGAUGACCCAAAUGUAGUCAAGAACAGCAUCCCAACAACAUCAUCCAAUGGGGCUGCAGCAGCUACUACACCAGUGCGGAAAGCAGCUCUCCCAGCACCUGAGAAUGGGGGAGGAAAUGAAAUUAUACGUAACACUGCCACAGUUAAUCAUUUGCUCAAGACAGGUGGGCAUCGAGGCUAUGGGGCAGCGAAUGUCUACUCGUGGAAUGGCCAAAAGACAUCCCUCGACAGAGAGGUGCAAGAGGACAAGAAGGAAGAGCGAAAGCGUGAAUUGGAGCAUCAAAUGGAGAAUGGUGACAUGGACAGGGGUAGGACGAAAAAGGUGAAGGUGCACCAUCCACCGGGGAAGGAUAAUCCGGGCUACAAUCCCUUCCAGGAGUACCAGAUGCGCAAUUGGACGUGGCUCAAUAAUGGUCGUCAGGGCUACCAGGGGCACAUCUACCGCCAAAAGUCCUACAGCAACAAUCACUACAACAACUACCGGGGCCAAGGAGGGGGUGGUGGUGGUGGUGGCUUCCGGGGGCGCCAUCGGGGUGUCUUUAAUAGCAAUUUCCGUUCCCACCAUGGCUACCGACGUGACAAAUGAGAGCAUUUACCGCCGAUGACGCAUGAAGCAGUGCGUGUGUUGUGUUCGCAAAUCAAUUAAUUGAAUGCUUUUAUCCCUGAAACGUGUAUUUCCGUGCGUGCGUGACACUUCAUGAGAGAUUCGCAAGCAGACAUUUAAAAGAAAAAAAAACAAUGAGACAUUUUAUUGUAGAAAAAAGACUAAUUGUGACGACGAUGCAAAGAGAGGCACAUUGAAUGUGAUGUGUGUGAGUGUUGAAGAAACAAUAGAAAAGAUUAGUGACUGCGUAGGUGGGCACAGGAUGAGCCGGAGACUGUGGUGUGUAUAUUUUGAAUAUAUAUACAACGUAUAAUGUUUUUAGGGUAUUUUUAUAUAUUUCAAAGCAAAAAAACAAAAAUUAGAACAUUGAGGGUGAGAGUGAGAGACAUAAAAAAAAAUGCAAAAAAAAAACUUUUACCUUAGACUGUAAUUCCAAAAUUUAUUGUAGUCGAUAAAUUCACAUUACAAGACACGAGAUAUUUUAAAAGAAUUGAAAUUAUACUACAUACAUGGGUUUUUAGGCAAAAAAAAUAAAAAAUAAAUAAAUUCUGAAUUAAUGUAUAGUAAAAAAAAAAUAAAGAAGGAAAACAAAGAUAUAAAAAAUCACUUUGAUUAAAAAAAAAAGUUUUAGCAAAAAAAAGGAUUUACGCACACACUUUUCCCAUUUGCAAAAAAACAAACUCUUUUAGGGUUUAAAAUGAGAGAGAGAGAGAGCUAUGAGAAAUCCUUCUGAUAAGCAAAAAUUCUUUGAAGAAUCACAGCUAAAAGGAAAACUUCUAAGUGAAAUAUAUAUCGAUAUAAAAAAAAGAUAUUUAUUAAAAAGAAAAUGCAGACUUGAGAGAAUAAAACUUACAAUUUAGUGACACAAAAA
Lutzomyia longipalpis is the source of this 3689-nucleotide messenger RNA. It is a transcript of the gene scny, whose product is annotated as ubiquitin carboxyl-terminal hydrolase 36. The transcript is spliced from 4 exons. Gene Ontology annotation, molecular function: cysteine-type deubiquitinase activity; cysteine-type endopeptidase activity. The record is from RefSeq and is a predicted model, not a curated record. NCBI's taxonomy places the organism in Eukaryota, Metazoa, Arthropoda, Insecta, Diptera, Psychodidae. Gene Ontology annotation, cellular component: nucleus; cytosol. Gene Ontology annotation, biological process: regulation of apoptotic process; protein deubiquitination. The coding region runs from base 227 to 2800 and encodes 857 amino acids.